Molecule: messenger RNA, 740 nt
Organism: Cynoglossus semilaevis (tongue sole)
Lineage: Eukaryota; Metazoa; Chordata; Actinopteri; Pleuronectiformes; Cynoglossidae
Gene: mrps33
Product: mitochondrial ribosomal protein S33
Exons: 3
Coding region: 161-481 (106 amino acids)
Cellular component (GO): mitochondrion
Source: RefSeq, a predicted model, not a curated record
CGCUCAGACGUGUGUCAUGCGCAGUAGCAGAGUCGUGUGUGCAGCGUGAAGGUUAAUACCGAGUACCUGGAGUUUCUACAGUCCUGUUACACGGAUAACUUUUUAUUAGAAUAUAUAUUCGGUGUUCGUAGUACUGUCGAGUACUGAGUGAUACUCAGCCAUGGCUGGUCCGAGCACGUACGCCCUCCGUAUGGCCAGGCUGAGUGCACAGAUCUUCAGUGAAGUGGCCCGCCCCACGGACGCCAAAUCCUUAAAGGUGGUCCAGCUGUUCAAGGAAACUCCCCUGGCGAAGAGGAAGGAGGUUUAUGACUGGUACCCACAACACAACAUUUACUACGCCAUGACCCAGAAGCUCCGGUUUCUGGGACUGUUCAGGGAUGAACAUGAGGAUUUCAAAGAUGAAAUGUGGCGCCUGAGAAAACUGAGAGGAAAAGGGCGACCAAAGAAAGGCGAGGGGAAGAGAGCGACCAAGAGGAAGUGACGGACUCUGAUAUCAAAUGUGUUUAUUAUUCUGUAUCGACAACAUUCUGGGACACAUCUCUUGGUUGAAUUAGUUUUUUUUUUCAGGUCGACAGAUGAGGCUAAUUGUUGCUUCUAAAUAUUGAACAGCUAUUACACUUCAGCCAUUUUGACGGAUCAGGUCGACCAGGUGUUAAUAGUUAACUGUAUGUGCGUGUGUAACUGUUCUCACCAGAAAAAAGUGUAAUAUUUCAAUUAAAGUUUGUUGCUAUUUGCCCGAA